UUUUCUCUCUCUCUAGAGGUCUUGUGUUGUUUUAGAGGAGCAAGCUCAAGUCAAGUAAUGCAAGACUCACAAGAAUCAUCGGAAUCAAUGGAUUCGUCUGCAACUAUCAACGGCCAGGACGGCGGCGAUUUAGAUGAACAAGACCCAUUUGACAAUAACGAGUUCCUCAACCACGCUUGGCUCUACAAUAUCGCAAUCCCAGACAAUCUUUAUCCUCAAGAUGCGAAUCCUCAUCCGUUAUCUCCACCACGACUUACUCACUUCACGUUUCGAUGGCAAGAGAUCUUAGACGGAACACAAAACCUCCACAACACGAACUUGCUCCGUCGAGGCGACUCCAGCCAAGUCUAUCUCUGCGAUUUCCCAAGAUUUGAUAAGGUCGGAGCUGCAAAGAUUCGAGAUUUACAAGACGGAGAGGCUCACCCUGAGUUCGUGGCAGAGAUCAAAGCCUUACACAGAGCUAAUAACCCGAACGUGGUCAAACUUCUCGGCAAAUGUGUCAACCGCGAACACUGCGUCAUCGUCCACGAGUUCAUACCAAAAGGCUCUCUCGAUCACUACCUCUUUGCUGGUAAUAAAACCAAUCAGGUUUUGGAUUGGUACACAAGGAUGAGAAUCGCAGUGGGUGUAGCUGAAGCUCUUGUUUACGUACACGAGGAGUUGAAGAUGAUUCACAGAGAUGUUAGGGCUUCCAAGGUUUUACUUGAUGAGGAUUUUAUGCCGAAGCUGAGUGGUUUUGGAUUAGCGACAAGAAUCGUUGAAGAUGAAGCUGGUGUUGAGCAGCAGAGCGAGAUCAGUAGGAUCAAGGGAAGUACGGGAUGCAUAGCACCCGAAACAGAGUGGUUCGGUUUGGUUUCGAGCAAGUCUGAUGUCUACAGCUACGGAGUUUUCCUGUUGACGCUUUUCACUGGAAGGAAAGCUUUUGAUAUUGAAGAACUUGGUCCAGCAAGGACGCUCACUGAUUGGUUAAUGCCAGUAUUGAACAUAGAAGAGUGUAUGCCUCUGGUUGUUGAUGCUGCGCUGGCUAGAUGGUUUUCGGCUGAAGGUUUGGUCAGAUUAUUUCAUGUGGCGAGGAUGUGUUUGGACCAAGAGGUAGUCGCACGGCCUACUAUGCGUUUCGUGGAGUUGAUGGUUCGUCACGCUGCAGAUUAUGAGGCCCUAGAGUGGCUCCCAGUGACCAAGAGGUCUUCGAUUUAGGAAGUUUUAUAGGCUGCUUUUUUUUUUUGGUUUUCAUGAAAAGCAGCAUUAUAUAGUUAGUUGUUUGGAUGUGUAGCUGGUGAUUUUCAACUGUUCUUUUAUAUAUGAUUUGAGAUGAGAUCAGGUUGUGAACUUUUGAGACAAUGCCAUCUGUUAAUCAACGUUUGAGAUUGUUUGCCUUUUA
Messenger RNA from Brassica napus (rape), 1381 nucleotides. RefSeq names its product probable serine/threonine-protein kinase PBL5. The record is from RefSeq and is a predicted model, not a curated record. The transcript has 4 exons. Gene Ontology annotation, molecular function: ATP binding; protein kinase activity. Gene Ontology annotation, biological process: protein phosphorylation. Lineage: Eukaryota; Viridiplantae; Streptophyta; Magnoliopsida; Brassicales; Brassicaceae. Bases 58 to 1197 code for a protein of 379 amino acids.